AGGCGAACUGGACGACUCGGGACCCAAAUCGAGCUCACCCGGAGUGAACGCUUCCUCUCAGUUGUCAACAACAAGUGUGAAGGGAACAGAGAGUACAACUAGCUGAACAUACUCGGCGACAAAAGGCAGAUAUACAAGGAGCUGAACAUUUCAGGUUACACACAGCAUGAACUCUGAAAGGCUCGUUUGUCUUCUCUACAGUCAAGUACAUCAUACACAACAAAGAUUUUAAGGCAAAUGUGGAUCGAGUAAAAAAAAAAAAACAGUCAUCAACCCCCAAAUACAUCCAUGUGUAUAAUCUUCUUGAAGUUUGACCCCCGGCCUGCAUCCAAAAAUGCCUACAGGCUGAUUUUGGCUGCAAACAGAGACGAGUUCUACAACAGGCCGUCCAAAGCUGCAGACUUCUGGGGGACCAACAGUGAGAUCCUCAGUGGCCUGGACCUUGAAUAUGGCAAAGAAGGAGGGACAUGGCUGGGGAUCAGCAAGCGGGGAAAGCUUGCCGCAAUCACCAACUACUUGGAGGGACAUCCCAACCCUGACGCACAGGGGAGAGGGUUUCUAGUGUCCAACUACCUUAUGGACAAGGAUCAGGACUGCUACUCGUACCUUAAGAAGGUGUCGACAGAAAGCCAUGUGUACAACGGCUUUAACCUCAUCACAGCCGAGUUCAAAGCCGAACAAGACACUGUGUGUUACUAUGGAAACAGAGGCAGCCCUGAACCCAUCCAUCUAAAACCAGGAGUGUACAGCUUGAGUAAUUCGUUGCUGGACACUCCAUGGAGGAAACUGCUGCAGGGAAAGCGACACUUCACCAGCGUCGUCAACGAUCAGUCGCUGUCCUGCGACGGCCUGGUGCAAGAGCUACUCGGCGUCCUCAACAAUGAGGAUCUGAACACACCUGAUCCAGCUCAGGAGAGCCAGGGGGACGGUUACAGCCUGUCCAUGAUCCAGGCUCUGUCAGCAGUGUGUGUUCGCUACCCUCAUUAUGGCACAAGGACCAACACAGUAAUCCUGAUAGACGCAGAAGGUAACGUGACCUUCACAGAGCGCACCAUGCUCAACUGUGACACCAGCAAGUGGAGCACCAGCUCCUUCCAGUUCACACUGCAGGACUGAAGACAUGAUGAAGUUAACCCACUCUGUGCCUUUCUGCAUCACUACUCCUCCUCCUCCUCCUCCUCCUCCUCCUCCUCCUUCUCUUCCUCUUCCUCCUCCUCCUCCUCCUCUUCCUCUUCCUCUUCCUCCUCCUCCUCCUCUUUCUCUUCCUCCUCCUCCCCCUCCUUCUCUUCCUCUUCCUCCUUCUCUUCCUCUUCCUCCUCCUCCUCCUCCCCCUCCUUCUCUUCCUCUUCCUCCCCCUCCUUCUCUUCCUCUUCCUCCUCCUCUUCCUCCUCCUCCUCCUCCUCCCCCUCCUUCUCUUCCUCUUCCUCCUCCUCCUCCUCCUCCCCCUCCUUCUCUUCCUCUUCCUCCUUCUCUUCCUCUUCCUCCUCUCUCCUCCUCCUCCUCCUCCUCCUCUCUCCCCCUCCUCCUCCUCUUCCUCCCCCCUCCUCCUGUUCCUCCUCCAGCUGCUCGUCACUGAAGACCCGUCUGCACUUUUCUAGUGUGCAGCAGAAGCUGCCUCACAAACAUCGGUGAAACGUAUUUCUUAGAAUUGGUUUGAGUCAAGAUGCAUCUUUUGAAAAUGUGUGCUAAUUUAUAAGAUUGCCAAAGACUAUUCAGGAUUUUGUAGUGCAACAUAUGUUAGCUACAUGUAACCAAACAGCAGGGUUGGGAUGCUUUAAGAACUCGGAUCCAUUAUAGACUGCCGUCAUGCACGAGGUUAGUUGCAGUCUAAUUUAUUCCUGUUGGUGUCUGAUUAUUUCCUUUAAAAUCGAUGAUAGAGCAACAAUAAAAACCUGUAAUUUAAAGUAAAAAUCCAGCUAAUUAUCUUUUGCUUCACACUGUAGGAAUUGUCAGGUUAUCGUUUUUUUACGGGUGAUAUGUAAUUUGUUUUAAUUUCACAGUAAUCAUCAUAGAUUAAAAGACAGAUUGUGUUUCUGGUAACUGUAACCUUCUCACAGGUGAUUCAUUAUAAAUUAUUUUGGGCACCAACCCUGCACUACAACACACUCAGUAUUGGUUCCAGCAGUCAGUUUUAUAUGCAAAUAGAUUCAGACAGUGGAUCUGGGACAGGGUCCACGGUGGAAUAAUGCAUUAUUCAGCUGCGUGACAAUAAAAACAAUCAUUCAAACGCUCA
This is a messenger RNA of Labrus mixtus (cuckoo wrasse), 2233 nucleotides long. RefSeq names its product transport and golgi organization 2 homolog (Drosophila) (gene tango2). The transcript has 10 exons. The record is from RefSeq and is a predicted model, not a curated record. NCBI's taxonomy places the organism in Eukaryota, Metazoa, Chordata, Actinopteri, Labriformes, Labridae. Gene Ontology annotation, cellular component: Golgi apparatus. Gene Ontology annotation, biological process: protein secretion; Golgi organization. Bases 289 to 1116 code for a protein of 275 amino acids.